This is a messenger RNA of Theileria annulata, 1362 nucleotides long. RefSeq names its product Theileria-specific sub-telomeric protein, SVSP family, putative. The transcript has a single exon. The coding region runs from base 1 to 1362 and encodes 453 amino acids. Lineage: Eukaryota; Apicomplexa; Aconoidasida; Piroplasmida; Theileriidae. The record is from RefSeq and is a predicted model, not a curated record.
AUGAAUAUAUUAUUAACCAAUAAUAUUAUGGAUAGAUGUUUAAAUUAUAAAUGUGUAAUUAUAUUGAUACUUAUCAAAUGUGUAUACUCUUCUGAUAAACCAAUUAACACACAUAUAACUACUGGAGAUGGUAGUGAUAAUGAAGAAGAUAACUUUGAGGUAACAGAAACUACUGAAAUAACUGAAGGAGUGACUGGAACUCAGACUGAACCUGUUAAAGAUGUAGAAACACAAACAGAUCCACAACAAACUCCUCAUCCAAUAGUAUAUUAUUUAGUAGGACCACAUCCAGAACAACAACCUAUAGGUCCCCAGGCAUAUUAUCAGCCAGUAUAUCAACAACCUUAUCAUCCUAUUCCACCACAAUAUUAUACAGGAUAUGGUCCUCCUCAACCAUAUUAUCCAGGACCUUAUGAACAGUAUCAACCUUAUCAACAAGCAUAUCAACCUCAUCAACAGCCACAACCACAGCCACAAUACUAUCCACACCCAGGAUAUCAAGUACCCUAUCAACCUUAUCCGCCUUAUCUACCACAACAACCAACUUAUCAGCCAUAUCCAGGAUAUCAAGUACCCUAUCAACCUUAUGGACGUCCACCACCAAUUCAAGGACCUACUCCACCUAAAGAACAAUCAGAACAAAUAACUCGGCGACGACCUAAAUUUAGACCUAAAGAUCAACAAGGACAAUUUGGAUUAGGAGGUGAUGAAAUAACACAAGUUGUAUCUAAAGAACCUAAAUUUUGUAAAGCAAUAACUCUUAUGAAGAAGAAUGAGGAUGGUAAUUUAGUUCAAAUGACUGAAAAAGAUUACAAAAUACUCUUUGAAGAUAAUAAUAUAACAAAAUAUGAGCCCACAUGUGAUGUUGAACAAGUACUUUGUGAUGAUGAUAGUGUUUAUGAGCAUAGGCCUGGAGAUCCAUAUUCCACACUGAUAAACUAUAACAUAUCAGAAAAUAAAUUUAUACUUAAACUAGUAGAUGGGUUCUUAUUUUUUAAGCAUAGACACGGGAAAUGGUUACCUUCAAAACAUAGAAUUCCGAACUACGUUAAAUACUUUUCAAAAGAUUCUGAAGGUAAUGAUGUUGAAAUAAAUUCAGAAAACUAUGAGCUUGAACUUAGUUCAACGGGAGCAAUAAGAUGUGAAUUUAAAGUUGGUGUACAAUGUUAUAAAAUUUUGUAUAAAGAUACAAAGGUAUGGGAGAAGAGUUCUAUUGAAAAAUUCCCUUCGUUGAUAUCAUAUACGAUCAAGGAAGAUUUCAUGAUUUAUUACGAUAAUACAGUUAAAAUAUAUAAAAGAUAUGGUAGAAAAUUUGUGCUGUUUAGUACUAGGCCAAAUAAAAAAUAUUAUAAAUCGCCUUGA